UGCUCCUUAUGGCCCUUCUAAUUCUGGUUUGACCCCUGAUUCCACUGUGUCAGCGUUUCCCCUGCGGCAAGUUCCUUCCCCUCCCAGAGAAUCAGGGAGACCGUUCAUGGUAUAUGUUCCCUUCUCCACCAGUGAUUUGUACAAUUGGAAACAGCAAAACCCAUCCUUCUCUGAUAAGCCCCAGAGCCUAAUCUCCCUCCUAGAGACUGUCUUUUAUACUCAUCAGCCCACUUGGGAUGACUGCCAGCAACUCCUCCGGGUUCUUUUCACAACCGAGGAGCAUGACAGGAUUCUUUUAGAAGCCAGGAAGGGAGUUCUGGACCCAGAUGGACAACCCUCUACUGACCCAGGGCGCCGCAACCACAUCUUCCCUGAGAACCGGCCCGACUGGGACCCCAGUACUGAUCGCGGUAGGGAAGCACUGGACAGGUAUCGCCAGUUGUUGCUGGGAGGGUUACGGGCAGCAGCACGGAAACCAACCAAUAUGUCCAAAGUCAGUGAGGUUAGACAGGGCAAGAACGAGUCCCCAGCUGCAUACUUGGAGCGCCUCUACGAGGCAUAUCGAACCUACACCCCUAUCGACCCAGAGGAUCCCAAUAACCGGAGAGCCAUCGUAAUUGAUUUCGUAGCCAAUUCGGCUCCGGACGUCCGUCGGAAGCUACAGAAACUUGAAGGUUUUGAGGGUAAAAAUCUGACUGAACUCAUGGAAGUGGCCAAGCGGGUGUUUGACUAUCGUGAAGAGGCUCAAGACAAGCAAACUCGCACGGUCGCAAGGGCGGUAGUGGCAGCUUUAGCACAGGUUCCAGGGGAGGCUCAGAAGCAAGGGUGGAAAGGAAGGCGGGAGGGGCCAAACGCUGGGCGCCCCUAUAAGGGUAAAGGCUUGGGAAGGCCUCCUUUAGCUCGGGACCAGUGUGCUUACUGCAAAGCCAUGGGCCAUUGGAAAUCUGAGUGCCCUAAUCACCGCCCCUCGACCACCUCCACCCCUACUUCCCUAACUCUGUUGAACCAUUUCAAAGGCUUGGUUCCUGGGGUCUGGGCUGAGACCAACCCGUUUGGUCUAGCAGGACACCAGCCCCCAGUGGUGGUCCAGCUCUCGUCCACAGCAACCCCUGCGCGUGUCCAACAAUACCCGUUGACUCGAGCUGCCCUUUUGGGCAUCAAGCCUCACAUCGAUCGACUCUUGGCGGCAGGCAUUCUACGACCCUGCCAGAGCUCAUGGAACACCCCCCUACUUCCAGUUCGCAAGCCCGGGUCUGGAGACUUCCGUCCCGUCCAGGAUCUACGAGAAGUCAACGCCCGGGUGGAAACUGUACAUCCUACUGUACCAAACCCAUACAUGUUGCUGUCUUCCCUGGACCCUGCUCGGACUUGGUAUACUGUUUUGGACCUGAAGGACGCUUUCUUUUCCAUUCCCUUGGCACCAGUAAGCCAACCUAUAUUCGCUUUUACUUGGACAGAUCCUAACACUGGGACAUCCUCUCAGCUCACCUGGACCCAGCUUCCCCAAGGUUUUAAGAACUCCCCUACACUUUUUGGCUCAGCUCUGGCCUCCGACUUGGCAGCCUUCCGGGUCUUGUAUCCGGAGGUCACUCUCCUCCGGUAUGUUGAUGACCUUUUGUUGGCUACCUCCUCUGAGGCAAUAUGCAAAGAUGCAACUCUCCACCUUCUCCAGUUGCUUGAGGCUUCCGGCUAUCGUACCUCUGGAAAGAAAGCACAACUGUGCUCUCAAUCCGUUGUUUACUUGGGUUUCACCCUUCGUUCUGGCCAAAGGUUACUGUCUCGGGGGCGUGUAGCUACCAUUUUGGGCAUGCCCGCCCCGAGGGACCGCCACGGGCUCCGGGAAUUCCUGGGGAUGGCUGGAUACUGUCGCCUCUGGAUCUUGGGGUUUGCCGAGGUUGCCAAACCCCUAUAUGAAGCCCUGACAGGUGAACCCACCCAAUUUGUUUGGGGACCACGGCAGCAGGAAGCAUUCGACAAGCUUCGAAAGGCGCUGUCCAGCACGCCUGCCCUCUCCCUGCCAGACCUGUCCAAGCCCUUCCGCCUCUAUGUGUCUGAGUCUCGAGCUGUGGCCAAAGGGGUUCUGACCCAGCCCCUGGGGCCCUGGAAUCGUCCUGUUGCCUAUCUCUCCAAGCAGCUGGACCCUGUGGCUUCCGGGUGGCCCUCUUGCCUGCGAACUGUGGCGGCCGUUGCCGUCUUGGUUAGGAAAGCCACUAAGCUCACCUUCGGGCAGCCUCUUGAGAUUUCAGCAUCGCAUCAUCUGGAACAGCUUUUACAUUCCCCGCCGACAAGAUGGAUCUCAAAUUCAUGCCUGACUCAUUACCAAUCCCUACUCCUCGAUCCCGCGCAAAUCACCUUUGCUCCUCCGGUCACACUCAACCCGGCCACCCUGCUCCCUGACUCCCCUCCUUCCUCCCCUAUACAUGAUUGCCUGGACACACUGGACUCCAUCCACACGUCCCGCCCUGGACUUACUGAUGUUCCUUUAACAAACCCAGACCUAGUGCUUUUCACGGACGGCAGCAGUUUUGUUCAGGAGGGGAUCCGUAGGGCGGGUGCAGCCGUGGUCACUCCGGUUGAGACCCUCUGGGAGACCGCUCUACCCCCCGGCACAUCUGCUCAACGUGCUGAACUCAUUGCCUUAACUCAAGCCCUUAGACUCUCUGCAGGCAGGCGAGUAAACAUCUACACUGAUAGCCGCUAUGCCUUUGCCACUGUUCAUGUCCAUGGAUAUGUAUAUCUCCAACGGGGACUGUUAACCUCGGCGGGUAAGGAGAUUAGGAACAAGAGUCAGAUCCAGGAACUGCUGGAUGCUGUCUGGCUUCCCAAGGAGGUGGCGGUAAUUCAUGUUCCUGCUCACACCCGUGGAACUGACCCCCCGUCUCUAGGGAACGCGGCAGCGGAUAGGGCUGCCCGAGCGGCUGCCUGCAAGCCCUUGAUACCCGCUAUGGUCGUGGAACCUGAGGGGAUGCUGCCUGUCCAACCAUCUUAUCAAUCCAGUGAUCCGGAUGGCACCUCUGAAAAGGGGGGAUGGAGAAGACACCCAAAUGGCUUGCUAAUUCUGCCCAAGGCACUGUUGCCAGCCCUGUUGAUGACUCUUCAUAGCCUUACCCACUUAGGCGGAACCCAGCUUUACGACCUGGUGAGCCGACACUUCUACAGCCUUGGGAUGAAGCAGGCGGCCGAGGAAGCCGCAAGAAGAUGCCUUGCAUGUGCCAAAAUCAACCCACGAUCACAAUCAAGGAUACCGACUGAUAGACCACGAGGGACAUUUCCUGGCGACCAUUGGGAAGUAGACUUUACUGACAUGGGAACUGGGUUGGGAGGGUACCGUUUUCUCCUUGUAUUCGUGGACACAUUUUCUGGAUGGCCGGAAGCAUUUCCAGUCAAAACUGAAACUGCAACCGUAGUGGCCAAAAAGCUGUUCUUUGAACUUAUUCCUAGAUUUGGCCUGCGGGCCUCGAUAGGCUCUGACAACGGCCCAGCAUUUGUGUCCGCAACAAUUCAAAGCCUAUCAAAGAUGCUGGGAUUGAAAUGGAAAUUGCACUGUGCAUAUAGGCCUCAAAGUUCAGGGCAGGUAGAGAGGAUGAAUAGAACUCUAAAAGAGCACAUUGCUAAACUUAAAAUAGAAACUGGCGAUAGCUGGGUCAGUCUCCUUCCCUUCGCCCUCCUCCGGGCCCGGUGUACUCCCAAUUCCUCAACCCUCUCUUUAUCUCCAUACGAGAUCCUCUAUGGAGCCCCUCCUCCUAUUAUUCCAAGAGUAUCUGCAGCUAUUCCAGCCCCAGAUUUCACUAAUCCGACUCUUCUUAAGUCCUUCCAGGCUUUGCGUGAGGUCCAGAACGCUGUGCGCUCGGUCCUGAAAGCUGCGGGGAAAGAACCAGCCCCUGCAACUUCAUCGGACGCCCUGUCACCGGGAGACUGGGUCCUCACUCACAAGCUUCCAGCUGGACCAGCCCUGGAACCACGGUGGACGGGCCCGUAUCAAAUUAUCCUCUGCAACCCCUCUGCCGUCAAGGUUGCCGGCCACAAGGCAUGGAUACAUCGGUCACACAUCAAGAAGGCCCCAGAGCCCAACUCCACCGCCUGGACAGCAGAAGCAGUGUCCGACCUAAAGCUUCGACUCUCCAGAACUUGA
Messenger RNA from Vombatus ursinus (common wombat), 4132 nucleotides. RefSeq lists its product as uncharacterized. The coding region runs from base 107 to 4132 and encodes 1341 amino acids. The record is from RefSeq and is a predicted model, not a curated record. The transcript has 2 exons. Lineage: Eukaryota; Metazoa; Chordata; Mammalia; Diprotodontia; Vombatidae. Gene Ontology annotation, biological process: DNA integration; virion assembly. Gene Ontology annotation, molecular function: RNA-DNA hybrid ribonuclease activity; nucleic acid binding; zinc ion binding.